AUGGCCGACCCCUUCGAAGUGCGCAUGCGCUUCACCUCCCAACUCCAACACCUCAACGCCUCCACCUCCUCCGCCCACAAAGCCGCCAACUACGCCCUCCGACACUCCGAAUUCAGCGACGACCUCCACUCCUGCAUCCUCGAACAGCUCGAGCGCAACAACAUGAACAAUCGCGCCAACAUCAUGUACUUCCUCCCAGCACUAUGCGACACGGCAAAAGCGCAAGGCGAGAUCGGAUACAUUCGCAUGAUGGAGAGGGAUAUUCUGAGGAUCAUCGACCUCGUGGCGCCGGAUGAUGGGUCUGGAGCGGCGAAUGUGAAGGUCGUGAGGAAAGUGUUGGGUAUAUUGAGGGAGAGGACAUUCCUACAGCCGCAGACGGUGGUGGAGUUGGAGGAGUGUAUUGUGGGGAGGGACAGUGCGGUGAGGAACACGCCGCAGUCGAUGGCCAGGGAGGCGGGUGGGAUGGGAUCGGGCAUGUUCAAUCCGGGCAUCAGGUUGGAUAAGAGGCAGAUUGAGCAGAGGAUUGAGGAGGACCGAGAGAGGCAUAAACGGGCGAGGGAGGGGAUUUGGGCGAUUGCGCAGCAGCAGCAUUCGAUGGGUGGGUUGGCGGUGGACGCGGAGUUUGAGAAGUUGUGGGAGGAUGGGAGUGUGGUGGACGAUGAUGAUUAUCAGAUGGCGAGGGAGGAGGCGGAGGAGAGGAGGAAGCAUUUGGAGUUUGAUGAUUAUUGA
This is a messenger RNA of Zymoseptoria tritici IPO323, 729 nucleotides long. RefSeq lists its product as uncharacterized. Gene Ontology annotation, biological process: positive regulation of transcription by RNA polymerase I; positive regulation of DNA-templated transcription, elongation. Bases 1 to 729 code for a protein of 242 amino acids. The record is from RefSeq and is a predicted model, not a curated record. Gene Ontology annotation, cellular component: CTDK-1 complex. The transcript is spliced from 2 exons. NCBI's taxonomy places the organism in Eukaryota, Fungi, Ascomycota, Dothideomycetes, Mycosphaerellales, Mycosphaerellaceae.